Nyctereutes procyonoides (raccoon dog) is the source of this 4188-nucleotide messenger RNA. It is a transcript of the gene SLITRK6, whose product is annotated as SLIT and NTRK like family member 6. Bases 502 to 3024 code for a protein of 840 amino acids. The transcript has 2 exons. Gene Ontology annotation, biological process: regulation of presynapse assembly; axonogenesis; positive regulation of synapse assembly. Gene Ontology annotation, cellular component: membrane. The record is from RefSeq and is a predicted model, not a curated record. NCBI's taxonomy places the organism in Eukaryota, Metazoa, Chordata, Mammalia, Carnivora, Canidae. Gene Ontology annotation, molecular function: protein binding.
CCUUGGCAAUCUGACUAAUAACAAACUGAGCUAACAAGAAAGACUAGAAAGGGAGGAAAGAGAACACUGCUGCAGCUUGGAUCUACAACCAAGAAAGCAAGAGUGAUCAAUGCAGCUCUGUGAAACAUCUUGUUUAUUUACUGCUUUCAGCAGCUUGCAAAUGGUUAACUAUAUGCAAAAAAAGUCAGCAUAGCUGUGAAGUAUGCCGUGAAUUUUAAUUGCGGAGAAAAGGCAACUGCUUCAGGAUGAUCUAGUAUGCACUCUGCCUGAAAUAUUUUCAAUGAAAUGCUCAGCAUUUAGUCUUUGAGCAGAGCUUUUCAACUUUAUGAAGCAAUGGGACCUGCCAAAAAGUGACAUUUGAGAAGAAAGUACGUAGUGGUUGGUGUUUUCUUUUUUAAUAAAGAAUCUGAAUUUACUUUGAACAUCUCUUCCAGCUGUGCAUUACAGAUAACGUCAGGAAGAGUCUCUGCUUUACAGAAUCAAAUUUCAUCACAUGACAACAUGAAGCUGUGGAUUCAUCUCUUAUAUUCAUCUCUUUUUGCCUGUAUAUCUUCACAGUCCCAAUCUCCAAUGUCCUCAGUCAGAGGUUCUUGUGAUUCUCUUUGCAAUUGUGAGGAAAAAGAUGGCACAAUGCUAAUAAACUGUGAAGAAAAAGGUAUCAAGAAGUUAUCCCAAAUAAGCGUGCCGCCAUCACGACCUUUCCACCUAAGUUUAUUAAAUAAUGGUUUGACAAUGCUUCACACAAAUGACUUUUCUGGGCUUACUAAUGCCAUCUCAUUACACCUUGGAUUUAACAACAUUGCAGAUAUUGAGACUGGUGCAUUUAAUGGCCUUGGCCUUCUUAAGCAACUUCACAUCAAUCACAAUUCUUUAGAAACUCUUAAAGAGGAUACCUUCCAUGGACUGGAAAACCUAGAAUUCCUACAAGCAGACAACAACUUCAUUACAGUGAUUGAACCAAGUGCCUUUAGCAAGCUCAACAGACUUAAAGUGUUAAUUUUAAAUGACAAUGCUAUUGAGAGUCUUCCUUCAAACAUAUUUCGAUUUGUUCCUUUAACCCAUCUAGAUCUUCGUGGAAAUCAGUUGCAAACAUUGCCUUACGUUGGUUUCUUAGAACACAUUGGCCGGAUUUUGGAUCUCCAGUUGGAGGACAAUAAGUGGAACUGUAAUUGUGACUUAUUAGAGCUAAAAAUUUGGUUGGAAAACAUGCCUCCACAGUCCGUAAUUGGUGAUGUCGUAUGCAACAGCCCUCCGUUUUUCAAAGGAAGUAUACUAAGCAGACUGAAAAAGGAAUCAAUUUGCCCCACUCCACCAGUGUAUGAAGAACACGAGGAUCCAUCAGGAUCAUUACAUCUGGCAGCAACGUCUUCAAUCAGUGAUAGUCGCAUGUCAACCAAGUCCACAUCCCUUUUGAGACCAGCCACCAAAGCACCAGUCUUGAUACCCUAUAUUACAAAGCCAUUCACUCAACUUCCAGGACCCUACUGUCCUAUUCCUUGUAAUUGCAAAGUACUAUCCCCAUCAGGACUUCUGGUACACUGUCAAGAGCGCAAUAUUGAAAGCUUAUCAGAUCUGAAACCUCCUCCACAAAAUCCUAGAAAGCUUGUUCUAGCAGGGAAUAUUAUUCAUACAUUAAUGAAGUCUGAUCUAGUGGAAUACUUCACUUUGGAAAUGCUUCACCUGGGAAACAAUCGUAUUGAGGUUCUUGAGGAAGGAUCAUUUAUAAAUCUAACAAGAUUGCAAAAGCUCUAUCUGAACGGUAACCAUCUGACCAAGUUAAGCAGAGGCAUGUUUCUUGGUCUCCACAAUCUUGAGUACUUAUAUCUUGAAUACAAUGCAGUUAAGGAAAUAUUACCAGGAACCUUUAACCCAAUGCCUAAACUUAAAGUCCUCUAUUUAAAUAACAACCUCCUACAAGUUUUACCACCACAUAUCUUUUCAGGGGUUUCUCUAACGAGGAUAAACCUUAAAACGAACCAGUUUACCCAUCUCCCUGUCAGUAAUAUCUUGGAUGACCUUGAUUUAUUGACUCAGAUCGACCUUGAGGACAAUCCCUGGGAUUGCUCCUGUGACUUGGUUGGAUUGCAACAAUGGCUACAAAAAUUGAGUAAGAAUACAGUAACAGAUGACAUCCUCUGCACUUCUCCAGAGCACCUAGACAAAAAGGAAUUAAAAGCACUAACUAGUGAACGUCUUUGCCCAGGUUUAGUCAAUAAUCCAUCCCUGCCAACUCAAACUAGCUACAUAAUUGUCAGCGCUCCUACAACCACAACUACAGCUGAUACUAUUUUAAGAUCACUUACUGAUGCUGUACCACUAUCUGUUCUAAUACUAGGACUGCUGAUUGUAUUCAUAACCAUUGUGUUCUGUGCCGCAGGGAUAGUGGUUCUUGUUCUCCACCGCAGGAGACGAUACAAAAAGAAACAAACAGAUGAGCAGAUGAGAGACAACAGUCCAGUCCAUCUUCAAUACAGUAUGUAUGGCCAUAAAACAACUCACCACACUACUGAAAGACCGACAGCAUCACUGUAUGAGCAGCAUAUGGUGAGUCCCAUGGUUCAUGUCUAUAGAAGUCCAUCCUUUGGCCCAAAGCAUUUGGAAGAGGAAGAAGAAAGGAAUGAGAAAGAUGGAAGUGAGACAAAACAUCUCCAAAGAAGUCUUUUAGAACGGGAAAAUCAUUCACCACUCACGGGGUCAAAUAUGAAAUACAAAACCACAGACCAAUCAACUGAAUUUUUAUCCUUUCAGGAUGCCAGUUCAUUAUAUAGGAACAUUUUAGAGAAAGAAAGAGAACUUCAGCAACUAGGAAUUACAGAAUACCUAAGGAAGAACAUUACUCAACUGCAGCCUGAUAUGGAGGUACAUUAUCCUGGAGCCCAUGAAGAGUUAAAAUUAAUGGAGACGCUAAUGUACUCAAGGCCAAGGAAGGUAUUAGUGGAACAGACUAAAAAUGAGUAUUUUGAGCUUAAAGCUAACCUACAUGCUGAACCUGACUACUUAGAAGUCCUGGAGCAGCAAACAUAGAUGGAGAGAUUGAGGGCUUUUGCAGAAAUGCUGUGAUUCUGUCCUAAGUCCAAUCUUGUAAAUAAGUGCCUUACAUGAGUGUGUCAUCAAUCAGAACUAAAGCACAGCAGUAAUCCUAUUGGGGAAAAAAGAAGAAAAAGAAACUCAGGGAUCAUUGGGAGAAGCCAUUGCAUUGUCUUCAGGCAAUUUUGCCUGCCCCCAGUAAAAUAAAUCCUUGCAUGUAAAUCAUCCAAGGAUUAUAGUGAUAUUUCUCGGUAUACGUAAAAGUGUUUCAGAAAAGUCCUCUUGCACAUCUAAAAGGGUUGAAUAUUUAAGCAACCCUUAUUUCCUUGAAUUACUUUACCAGUGGAUGAAAUAGAAUUGGGCUUUGUCACUUAAAAGUUAUACCUGUAUAUGUAGUUAUAAUAUAUAAGGAGUAUAUUGUUUAUAUAAUCAGUAUAUACCACAAAAAUGUACAUUGUCAGAUACACCUAAUUUUCUUGCGAUAAAGGCAAAAGGAACUGGAACUUCAAAAUUAUGACUAGUAAUAGUAAAGAAAAAAUAGGAGGUUGAACUAUGUAGGCCAUGAGUGGCCCAAAGCUUUGAACAUUGGAGGGUUAGAAAAAUGUCACUGCUAUGCUUUCUGAUUUUAAAAAUAAGAAUGAUUAAUAGUUCAGGUGGAUGAAUAAGCAAACUUUUUUGGUUUUUCUGCACAUUUUGUGUGGACAAUCUUAUUGUCAAUGCUGCUGUGAAUUAAGGUAUGUCAUUUGUGCUCAAAGUUUGAUUCUUAUUCUUGGGAUGUUUUAAAAAUGCUACUGAUACUCAACUGUAAAUAUGAUUAGUGCAUAAAUUAAGUUUGGUUUCUUUCAUAGCAUUAAUCCUUUAUAAAUUUGAAUGACCAUGAUAGAAAUAUGUUUCUUGUGGCAAGUAAUAAUUCACAGGUAUAAAGCAAAUAGGGAAAAUUGUGUUUUUAAAAAUUUGUAUUGAUGUAAACUGAUAGUUGCCAUAAAUUAGUAGCAAAAGUCACGUCUAAGGGUAAGUGGUUAAGUUGUCUCAAGAGUGGGACAAUGUAGCUUUAUUUUACAAGAAAGUAUAGCUAGAUUUCUAUGAACUAUUUAUUCUGUACAGUUUUGUAUAUUUUUGGUUCACAAAGGUAAUUAUUCUUGGGUGCCUUUCAAGAAAAUU